ACAUGCCUGGCAUGGUGAAAGGGGACUGCUGGCUUAUAGAAGGGGAUAAAGGCUACGUUUGGCUGGCUAUCUGCAGUCAGAACCAGCCUCCAUACGAGACCAUCCCCCAGCACAUCAACAGCACGGUUCAUGACCUGAGGCUGAACGAGAACAAACUUAAGGCUGUGCUCUUUACCUCCAUGUACCGCUUCACGAACCUUACUGACCUCAAUCUCACCAAGAACGAGAUCAGCUACAUCGAGGAUGGGGCCUUUGCUGGACAGGCCAACCUGCAGGUUCUCCAGCUGGGAUACAACAAGAUGACCAACCUGACGGAGGGCAUGUUGAGAGGUCUGGGUCGAAUACAAUGCCUCUUCUUGCAACACAACCUUAUUGAGGUCAUUGCCAGCAAUGCCUUCUGGGAGUGCCCCAGCCUGAGCAGCCUGGACUUAUCUUCCAAUAAGUUGGCCCGUCUUGACCCAUCUACAUUCACUGUGCUCAACAGGCUGCAGGUGUGUGAACUAGCAGGAAACCCGUUCCACUGUGGCUGUGAGCUCUACAGCUUUCUCACCUGGCUGGAGGCUUUUAACAAUGUCACCCACACCUACGACCGACUCCAGUGCGAAACCCCUCUUGAAAUGACUGGUUAUCCACUUCUGAGCCCGCUGCCCGGACACGGAAGAAAUGCCCGUUUCACUCUUUUAUCCAUGUGUCGUGAUGGUGUGAUAAUUCCAGGGAUGACUUCCCAGACACCAGAUCAAGAUGGCUCCGGCAUGGGUUUCGACAACCCAGACCAAGGUCUGUACCACCAACCAACCCUAUCGUCCACUGCUGACCCCACCAAUAACCAUCAGAUUUCCAUGAAGCUUCAAACUGUCUCCCUCUACAGCGCUUCUCUAUUGGUGCAGAUCCCACGACCAUACAGUAAGAUGUACAUCCUCUCCCAGUACAACCACACUUUUGUUGCAGACAUCAAGCCCCUAAAAAGCAAAAAGGAGGUACUGACUUUGGAUAAACUAAAACCACACACAAACUACACUUAUUGUGUGGCUUCUGCAAGCAAAUCCCAGCGUUACAACCACACCUGUCUGUUCUUUACCACUCGAGCUAUCGGAUCAGAGGACCCACAAGCCAAUCCAUCCACAACUACCCACUACAUCAUGACCAUCUUGGGAUGUCUGUUUGGCAUGGUCAUUGUGCUUGGAUUGGUCUAUUACUGUCUCAGACGGCGACGCAUCCAAGAAGAGAAGAAGAAAGCUAUAAGCGUGAAGAAAACUAUUUUGGAGAUGAGGUAUGGCCCAGAGGCGGCUGCGGCAGUGGCCAAUGACCCAGGUGCCAUGCAGCGUCUCCAGGAGCAAGCUCACCACCAGCACCACCAUUCAGGAGGAGCUGGAGGCAAGCUGCCUCCGUCUGCCUCCUCUAGCACAGGCAUGCUCCACGGCUCAGCCAACACCAGUUCCUCACGCCUCUCCAGCUUGCCGCAGGUGGAAAAAAUGGCAACUGCCUUCUCUGAGGCAAUGGGUGGAAAAAGCAACUACAUGGAUUUGAGGACAGCGGGAGUGGCAGGGGAAGGCAGGGAGGGAGGGGUAGGAGCUGGAGGACCAGUGAUAGGAGGGGAAGUAGUCGUGGAUAUGCGAGGUGGGGCUGAGAAUGGGACAGAGGCUGGGGAGGAUUCGGAUGAUGAUGGCCAUGGCUCAGCAUCAGAGAUCUCCACCAUCGCCAAGGAGGUGGACAAGGUAAAUCAAAUCAUCAACAACUGCAUUGAUGCCCUGAAGCUGGAUGCCUCUGCUAAUGUUGUAACCACGGCUGACAAUGGCAACUCUGUGUCCUCCUCCCAGCCACUAACUUGCAUCACGUCCCUCCCCCGCAACCUCCUGCCCCUCUCUCCAGGCCACCUUGGAGAUCAGAUCAUGGCCUCCUCUCCAAAGCUACAUCAGCCGCCUCACCCGCCAUCUAUGGCCCCAGUGCCCCUUGUAAUGCCCCUGUCUGAGCGGCCGGGCAUCAGCGGUGGAGGGUUCCUCUCCCCUCCUUACCGUGACCCACCUCCAGCCAAUGCAGUGCGGCCCCUUCAGAGGCAGUUGAGCGCUGACACUACUGUGGUGAAGAACCGUUGUGGUGCCACUGCUGCGGGAUCUGUCAAGAGCAACAGGGUGUACAAUGUGGAGAUCCCUGAGCAGCGCAGCGAUCCUCCCAAGUACCCAACAGAAAAAGGAAGCCCUGUGGGUUGUGGUGGAGGGGGUGGAAGUGGAGGAGGUGGUGGAAUAGGGGGCUGCAAUGGGAAUGGGAUGGGAAACAUAAAUGGUGGUGGGGUGAGUGUGAAUGGGGGCGGGAUGGGGUGUAAUAAUGGGAGUGGAGGUGGGGGUGCGGUGGUUGGCCCUGGACAGCAGCAGCAGCAGCACCAGCAGCAGCACCACUUGGAAGUUCUACCAGACUACCACAGCUCCGAGCAUCGCCACUCCUUUCCUGCACUCUACUACGAGGGUGGCAACGACUCACCCUCACCAGCCCAAAAGGCCUCAUUCCUCAAGCCACUGGGCCGCACCAAGAGAGAUGCCACAGCCACCUACUCCCAGCUCUCACCUUCUCGUCACCAAAACUACAACUCUGGCUACUCCUCCAGUCCAGAGUAUUCGUCUGAGAGCACACUGCGGAUCUGGGAGCGUUUCCGGCCUUACAAGAAAAGCCCCAGAGAGGAAGCAUCCUAUAUAGCUGCAGGUCACGCCCUGCGUAAGAAGGUGCAGUUUGCCAAGGACGAGGACCUUCACGAUAUUUUGGACUAUUGGAAGGGGGUUUCUGCCCAGCAGAAGCUGUGAGCCAAUGAAGCUGACAUGUUGUAUGGGAGAUUGUGAGGUUGGAUGCCAACAGCAGACUAUAAAGGGGAAUUGAUGUUAAUGUAGCAAAACGGAUGAUGAAGAUGUUCCUCUGAUCCUCUGUGGUGUCCAGUGACAUGGUUCAUUCCUCUGCUGGAUCAAGAGUUAAAGAGGUAUUCUCACUGGGUGAUUAAAAAAAAUGAUUUUAUGAUAAUCCAUUGACAUUUUAAGAGGUUGUUUCUGAGGUUGGCUAUUUUCACCACAAUACUUAUUGAUAAUUGACAAGACUCAAGCUGUUCACCACACUACCUCUUACUGGGCACUUUGGUCCUCGCAGGCUUCCAUAGCCCGCUGAAUCCCCACUAAUGAGAAAAGAAAAGGUGGUAACAAGCAAAUGUCUUCUACCUCAUUACUCUUACCCUGUAGCUCAGCUAUCUCACCAGAAGCAGCCCCUUUCAUGACUUAAACCCCCUCCUCUACCCUGUUUCUAAUCCCAUCAAACCGUCAUUCACAAAACAAUCCUUCCACUGCACUGCCAACACCUGCUCUCCUAUAGAAGCAUCAUUUAAGGAGAUAAUGAGGGAGGGAGCAGGAUGAGGAAUUAGGUGCGUUUGUUUUAGAGUAGCCUGAAUCUCUCUCUUUGGGGGAGGACAUUAAGUGAUACUUAUCGGGCUAAUUGUUCUUCCUGGCAAUUAGCCAGUAUAAGAAUAGGUCGGGGAGGCUGUGUGUUGAGCAUGCUUAUCGAUUUGAAAAACCUAACUACAUAUG
Messenger RNA from Cottoperca gobio, 3557 nucleotides. RefSeq names its product protein phosphatase 1 regulatory subunit 29. The record is from RefSeq and is a predicted model, not a curated record. The coding region runs from base 3 to 2792 and encodes 929 amino acids. Lineage: Eukaryota; Metazoa; Chordata; Actinopteri; Perciformes; Bovichtidae. Gene Ontology annotation, cellular component: plasma membrane. The transcript has 5 exons. Gene Ontology annotation, molecular function: protein binding.